Acaulospora morrowiae is the source of this 176-nucleotide messenger RNA. The record is from the annotation of a GenBank genome assembly. Lineage: Eukaryota; Fungi; Glomeromycota; Glomeromycetes; Diversisporales; Acaulosporaceae.
AUGUCGUACGAAGCCGACAUCAAAGAACCGCCCGCAAAAAAAAGACCAUUUCUGACGAUAGAGAAAGCCGUCUUCAUAACACUCUGCCUAGAGAACUUUUAUCCUUUCUAUAUCCACACACAUAUACCACUUUUAAUCAUCAUACGAAAUCCACGAAAUCAUGAGCGGUUGGGAAA